Scheffersomyces stipitis CBS 6054 is the source of this 2814-nucleotide messenger RNA. RefSeq names its product MCM DNA helicase complex subunit (gene CDC54). Lineage: Eukaryota; Fungi; Ascomycota; Pichiomycetes; Serinales; Debaryomycetaceae. The transcript has a single exon. Gene Ontology annotation, molecular function: single-stranded DNA helicase activity; ATP binding; single-stranded DNA binding. Gene Ontology annotation, biological process: DNA replication; DNA strand elongation involved in DNA replication; mitotic DNA replication initiation. The coding region runs from base 74 to 2722 and encodes 882 amino acids. Gene Ontology annotation, cellular component: nucleus; MCM complex. The record is from RefSeq and is a predicted model, not a curated record.
UUUUCUUCUAUAUUCUGACAGGAACAAGAAUAUCCAGAGUAUCCUGAAUCCAAUUUUUAGAGAUUCAUUCAGAAUGUCUUCUCCACCUACAAAUCCUUCUGGCACUGGCUCAAACAGAAACGAGUCACAGUCGCAAUCCCAGACCCACCAACCUGCGGUGCCCUCGUCUCCGUUGUUCUUUGGCUCGUCCAAUCCAGCCUCUGAGGCCAGCAUAAUACAAUCGCAAUCCCAAUCGCAAAGAAACGUUUCUUCUCCUUUUCACUAUACAUCAGAUGCCUCUUCGUCACAAAGAAGAACCGAUGCAUUGACCAGUGAUGUUGACCGAGUCAGGAGAACCCACAGAAGUGACCUCAACGACGCGUCACCCAGAAGAAGAACCAUUGUCGCUGACUUGGGAUCUUCCAACGUGCCAACCACCCCUGCUGACGGCGGUUCAGAUAAUGCCUAUGAGCCUCAAAGAGUCAUCUGGGGUACCAACGUCUCCAUCCAAGACAUCUCCAACACUUUCAGAGAAUUCUUGUUGACGUUUAGAUUUAGAGAGCGUAAAAUCCAUGAGGGCCUAGAAGUGCUACCAGAAGACAAUGAGCUCUACUACGUCAACCAUUUGAACAACAUGAGAGAGCUUGGUGUCACUAACUUGAACCUCGAUGCUAAAAACUUGGAGGCGUGCAAAUUGACACAGAGGUUAUACCGCCAGUUGAUCAACUACCCUCAGGAAGUUGUUCCCACUAUGGAUCACACCAUUAAGGAUUGUAUGAUCCAAGUCACAAAUGAUUACAACCAAACAGCUGAAGAGCCAAGCAACCUCGAUGUCAUUGAAACCAACGUCUACACUGUUCGCCCCUACAACAUCAACAUGGUGGAAAGAGGUAUGAGAGACUUAAAUCCCAACGAUAUCGACAAGUUGGUCAGUGUCAAAGGUUUGACAUUGCGUUCGUCAGCUAUUAUUCCUGAUAUGAAGGUAGCCUUCUUCAAGUGUAAUGCCUGUGGCCACACUGUGGCUGUAGAAAUAGACCGUGGGGUCAUCUCGGAACCAACAAAGUGUCCCAGAGAAGUCUGUGGCCAGACCAACUCAAUGAUGCUCAUCCACAAUCGUUCUUCAUUUGCAGACAAACAAGUCAUCAAGUUACAGGAGACUCCUGAUUUAGUUCCUGACGGACAAACACCACAUUCCAUCAACUUGUGCGUCUACGAUGAAUUGGUCGAUUGCUGUCGUGCUGGUGAUCGUGUAGAGGUCUGUGGUAUCUUCAGAUCGUUGCCAGUAAGAGCCAACUCCAGACAAAGAGCCUUGAAGAAUCUCUACAAAACCUAUUUAGAUGUACUUCAUGUCAAGAAAAUCGACAAGAAGAGAUUGGGUGCCGAUAUCUCUACUUUGCAAAACGAAAUAACUGACAAAGAACAAGAAGUCGAGCAAGUGAGGAAAAUUUCUGAGGAAGAGAUAGCCAAAAUCACAGAAAUAUCUCAGAGAGAUGAUUUGUACGAAGUGUUGGCCAGAUCAAUGGCUCCCUCUAUCUACGAAAUGGACGAUGUCAAGAAGGGGGUCUUGUUGCAGUUAUUUGGGGGAACCAACAAGACAUUCAAGAAAGGUGGAAGAUAUAGAGGGGAUGUCAAUAUAUUGUUGUGCGGAGAUCCUUCCACUUCCAAGUCUCAAUUGCUACAAUACGUCCACAAGAUUGCCCCUAGAGGUGUCUACACUUCUGGUAAAGGUUCUUCUGCUGUUGGUUUGACUGCCUAUAUCACCAGAGAUAUCGACACCAAGCAAUUGGUGUUAGAAAGUGGUGCUUUGGUUUUGUCCGAUGGAGGUGUAUGUUGUAUUGAUGAAUUCGACAAAAUGAGUGAUUCCACCAGGUCAGUUUUGCACGAAGUUAUGGAACAGCAGACGAUUUCUAUUGCCAAGGCCGGUAUAAUCACUACUUUGAAUGCCAGAACCUCCAUUCUUGCAUCUGCCAAUCCUAUCAACUCCAGAUAUGAUCCUAACUUGCCUGUUACUGCAAAUAUCGAUUUACCUCCGCCAUUGCUUUCAAGAUUUGACUUGGUCUACUUGAUUUUGGACAAGGUUGACGAGAAGAUCGAUAGACAGUUGGCCAGACAUUUGACGGAUAUGUACUUGGAGGACGCACCAGAGACUGUGACAAGUAAUGUUGUUCUUAGUGUGGAAACCUUGACUUCUUAUAUUCAAUACGCAAAGGAAAACUUCAACCCAGUGAUGACAACUGAAGGUAAGAACGAGUUGGUCAGAGCCUAUGUUGAAAUGAGAAAGCUUGGUGAAGACGCCAGAUCGUCAGAAAAGAGAAUCACAGCUACUACCAGACAACUAGAGUCCAUGAUCAGAUUGUCAGAAGCCCAUGCUAAAAUGAGAUUGUCAAAUUAUGUAGAAUUAAUCGAUGUCAAGGAGGCCGUCAGAUUGAUCAAGUCGGCUAUCAAAGACUACGCCACUGACCCAAUCACCGGUAAGAUCGACAUGGAUAUGGUUCAAACCGGUACUACUUCGGCACAAAGAAGAGUUCAAGAAGACUUGAGUAGUGAAAUCUUGAACAUUCUUGAUGAAAGCAACAACUUGAUCAGAUUCAACGAUCUUGCUGUAAAGCUUAAUGAAAGAUCUUCCAUCAGAGUGGAGAACCUGGACAUCAACGAAGGGAUCAAGAGGUUGCUGCAGGAAGGUAAGAUUGUUGAAGUAGGCGACAGUCACAGAAGAACCAUCAGAAAGAUUUCCCUUUUGUAGAGGUGAGGUAUAAUUACAUUUAUUUCUUGUUUGUAUUCUAGUUGAGAAUUGACUGAUUCCAUUGAGGAUCAUAAUAUACAAAUAUAUACAAG